This is a messenger RNA of Pogoniulus pusillus (Red-fronted tinkerbird), 2145 nucleotides long. It is a transcript of the gene DDX59, whose product is annotated as DEAD-box helicase 59. The transcript is spliced from 10 exons. The coding region runs from base 230 to 2092 and encodes 620 amino acids. Gene Ontology annotation, molecular function: RNA helicase activity; ATP binding; nucleic acid binding. The record is from RefSeq and is a predicted model, not a curated record. Lineage: Eukaryota; Metazoa; Chordata; Aves; Piciformes; Lybiidae.
GCUCGUUUCCAGUUAGGGGAGCGUGGGUAGGCUCGGCUCGCUUUUAAGCCAGCGGCAGCGGGAGAGAGGGGUGGAGUGUUUCCCGCCGGCAGCAGUUUGGCUGAACUGAAGAUGGAGUAGAAGCUCUUUUUAGGUUGCCUUAUCUAGCUGCAAAAUAGUGCCAAGUUUUGUAGAAUCCACUGGUGACUUUCCUCCCUUAAACGUGGGACCACUUAUUAUGUACUGAAGCAUGUUUUUACCAAGAUCUGUUAAAGUCAAGAGAACUGCUGAUGAGGACAAAAGUUGUACAGGAAAGAGAAAUAAAUUGUCUUCUGGAGGAUCUUUGCUGGAGGAGACCACUGAGUACCAAGACUGUAAGCCAGUUAGAACAGAAACUUCUGCUUCAAGAGGUAAUUUGAAUGAAGUUGCACAAGAACCUAUAGCUGGAGACUUUGGUGCUUCUAAUACAACUUUGGGAAAGGACAACCAAAAUAUUGAUGAAGAUAGCGCUUCAGAGGAGCCCAUAAAAUCCUACAGCAAAUUGCAGCGUUGGGCAGAACCUGGAGAACCCGUAUGUGUUGUCUGUGGGCGCUAUGGAGAGUAUAUCUGUGAUAAAACAGAUGAAGAUGUUUGCAGCUUGGAGUGUAAAGCCAAACACAUUCUUCAAAUUCAAGCAAAGGAAAAAAAGCUAACAUCUGAUCAGCUGGCAACAGCAGAAUCUCAAACAGAAGCUUGCCUUGAUGCACCUUACUUCUACAAAGAUCAUUCCUUUAUAUUAGGUUUGCGAGAUGAGCAGAUUGAGAACCUUAAACUGCAGCUAGGUAUUGCUGUGCAGGGCCAGCAAGUUCCAAGACCUAUUGUAGAGUUUGAACACUGUGGUUUUCCUGAAACUUUAAACCAUAAUUUAAAGAAGUCUGGCUAUGAAGUCCCAACUCCCAUCCAGAUGCAAAUGAUCCCUGUUGGACUAUUAGGGAGGGAUAUUGUGGCUAGUGCAGACACAGGGUCUGGAAAAACAGCAGCUUUCCUACUCCCUGUUAUUAUGAAGGUUUUGAAAGAGACAGAAAGUCCAUCUGCGCUUAUCCUGGCACCAACAAGAGAGUUAGCAAUUCAGAUAGAGAGACAAGCUAAAGAGCUGAUGACAGGCUUACCAAAUAUGAGGACAGUUCUUCUGGUGGGAGGUUUACCACUGCCACCACAGCUUCACCGACUCAAGCAAAAUGUUAAGGUUGUAAUAGCAACACCUGGAAGACUUCUUGAGAUUUUAAAGCAAAGUUCUGUUCAUCUGAACGGCAUAAAAAUUGUAGUGGUGGAUGAAGUGGAUACCAUGUUAAAAAUGGGUUUCCAGCAGCAAGUGUUGGAUGUUUUGGAAGGCAUCUCUCACGAUCAUCAAACCAUACUGGUGUCGGCCACCAUUCCAGUGGGCAUUGAAAACUUAGCAAAUCAACUUCUGCACAAUUUUGUGAGAAUAACAAUUGGAGAAAAGAAUCUGCCUUGUUCCAACGUCCGCCAAAUUAUCUUGUGGGUAGAAGAGCCAUCUAAAAAGAAAAAGCUGUUUGAAAUACUAAAUGAUAAGAAACUUUUCAAGCCUCCAGUGUUGGUGUUUGUGGACUGUAAGCUAGGAGCAGAUCUGUUGAGUGAUGCUGUUCACAAGAUCACAGGAUUGCAGUGUACAGCUAUGCAUUCUGAGAAGUCUCAGGUGGAAAGAACAGACAUAUUACAGGGAUUACUUCAAGAGAAGUAUGAAGUUAUAGUAAGUACUGGAGUCCUUGGACGAGGACUUGACCUGGUUAAUGUCAAACUGGUAGUGAAUUUUGAUAUGCCAUCAAGUAUGGAUGAAUAUGUACAUCAGAUUGGAAGAGCAGGGAGAUUGGGUCACAGUGGAACUGCAAUUACUUUUAUCAAUAACAACAGCAAGAAGCUCUUCUGGGACGUAGUGAAGCGAGUAAAACCAACGGGCACCAUUCUUCCUCCACAGCUGCUUAAUUCCCCUUAUCUCCAUGACCAAAAGCGAAGGGAACAACAGAGACUUAAGCAGUUACAGAACAGCCUUGUGACAGGAGAUAAUCUGAUGGACAUUAUUAGAAAACAUGACAAAAAUAAUUCUCAGAGGUAAUGAAGAUAUACUUGUAGUUAUGUUAUUAUAAUAAAAGUGUGGUUAAAAGAAAA